UUUAUUUAUUAUUGAAACAUCCCAGGCUGGUUAGUAGGGAGAAGAGCGUCAUUAUUAGUUCAGGAUCUGAGCUGAGGGUGGGAUCAGCUGAUGAUAAGUUACACGUGUUACAGUGCAAGGGUCUUACUUUACUCUCCUCUACCUCAAGAGCUGGAUUAUAACUAUCUCUCCAGUCUGAUAUGAGAGGUGCACAGGACUGAAGAGGAACAAGUCACCCCUCUCAUUUCGUUUUAUUUUUAUUUUAUUCUUUACUCCACCAAUUUCUCUUACACGAAUAUGUCCUGCCUGUUCCUUGGAGUACUAAGGAGGCGAAAUGCCAUCAGUACAGCUUCCGUGGGAGCGCGGUCUCUCGCCUCCAUCCCCUCUCUGCCCUCGUCUGUGGCUGAGUUUGUAUCUGGAGCAGUGGCUGAGUGUAAACCUGCUAAAGUGCACGUGGUCACAGGCACACCAGAUGAGACAGCAGACAUCCUGGCCAACCUUGAGAAAGAGGGCAUUGUAAAAAAACUCAGCAAAUAUGAAAACUGCUGGCUGGCACGUACUGACCCUAAAGAUGUGGCUCGCGUGGAGAGUAAGACAGUGAUUGUCACGAAAGUCCAAAGGGACACUAUCCCCAUCCCCACCGGAGGUGCCAAGUCCCAACUGGGCAGCUGGAUGAGUGAGGGAGACUUCCAGAAGGCCAGAGAGGACCGUUUUCCUGGCUGCAUGGCAGGACGCACUAUGUAUGUGAUCCCCUUCAGUAUGGGCCCUGUGAACUCUUCUCUUGCUAAGUUUGGUGUUCAGGUGACAGAUUCUCCAUAUGUGGUGGCUAGCAUGGGCAUCAUGACACGCAUGGGGACGCCUGUGCUGGAGAAACUAGCAGAGGGGGCGGAGUUUGUGCGCUGCCAGCACUCUGUGGGCCGACCUUUACCACUCAAAGCUCCUUUAGUAAACAGCUGGCCUUGUAACCCAGAGAAGGUGUUGAUCUCACAUCUCCCAGACACCAGGCAGAUCUUAUCCUUCGGCAGCGGUUACGGUGGAAACUCGCUCCUUGGAAAGAAGUGCUUUGCUCUUCGUAUCGCCUCACGCAUCGCCAAAGACGAAGGCUGGUUGGCUGAACACAUGCUGAUUCUGGGUAUCACAAAUCCUCAGGGUGUGAAACGGUACAUUGCAGCUGCGUUCCCGAGCGCUUGUGGGAAAACUAACCUGGCCAUGAUGAAACCAUCACUGCCAGGCUGGAAGGUGGAGUGUGUGGGCGAUGACAUCGCCUGGAUGAAAUUUGACAGUCAGGGUAAACUCAGAGCUAUUAAUCCAGAGAAUGGUUUCUUUGGAGUUGCCCCCGGGACGUCCCUAAAGACCAACCCUCAUGCCAUGUCAACCAUCUCCAGUAACACAGUGUUCACUAACGUAGGAGAGACCAGCGAUGGGGGAGUUUGGUGGGAGGGUCUGGAUCCGCCUGCACCUGGAAUCAAACUCACAGACUGGCAUGGAAAAUCAUGGAAAUAUGGUGAUUCUACACUGUGUGCUCACCCGAACUCCAGGUUUUGUGCCCCUGCUGGCCAGUGCCCAAUCAUAGACCCACGCUGGGAGAGUGAUGAGGGCGUCCCUAUUGAUGCCAUUGUAUUUGGUGGCAGAAGACCAGAAGGUGUGCCUUUGGUGUACGAGUCCUUUAACUGGCGUCAUGGUGUGUUUGUGGGUGCAGCCAUGAGAUCUGAAUCCACAGCUGCUGCUGAACAUAAAGGGAAAGUAAUCAUGCAUGACCCCUUCGCAAUGCGUCCUUUCUUCGGCUACAACUUCGGUGACUAUCUGACCCACUGGUUGAGUAUGGAGACGCGCAAGGGCCCGACCCAGCUCCCUAAGAUCUUCCACGUCAACUGGUUCCGGAAAGAUCAGAAGACCGGCUCUUUCCUGUGGCCAGGGUUUGGAGAGAACGCCCGUGUCCUCGAGUGGAUCUUCAAACGUUGCAGCCGUACCAGUGAAGACGAGGCUGCCACCAAGAGCAUUGUGGGAUGGAUUCCACAAAGCGGUGCCAUAAACACAGAAGGCCUGGGUGGGAAUAUUGAUAUGGGUGCCCUCUUUGACCUGCCCAAACCCUUCUGGCAGAAGGAAACUCAGGAGCUUCGGACCUACUUCACCCAGCAGGUUGGCGCUGAUCUACCGGCACAAGUGGAAGGAGAGCUGAAGGCGCUGGAAGAGAGAGUGAGGGAUUGAACAGACACUACAUUACAUUGAUGUUGAGUAGAUGUGAGGAAUAGGAUGGGUUGAGGUGGAGGUAACUGUUUUAAUGUGACUGACUGUUGCACUGCAGUGAACACUGCAUCUGAGAAAGCCAAAACCAAAAAGUUCACUAGAUGCCAAAAAGUUCACUGGAUGGCACCAAUAACUAGGUGCCUUAUUUUAUCUUACCGUAGAAGCUAAAAACUCUAUUUACUGUUUACAUGCUAACUACCAAAAUGCCAUUUUAGAUUAUCUUCGGUACAAACAAGGUGACAUGAUGAAUUUAAACCACAGCAUCAAGUUUAUGAGUACACUACCUAUUAUCUAGUCAUUUUAAGCAGAAAGCAGACAUGUCUUUAAGGAAAGCACCAAUAUCAUCAUUGGUUACCUAAUGAAAACCGAAUUUUUUUUCCCAAAGAAUUUUACUUUUAUUCGUGUAAUAUGAUUGAUGUGAUUCAGGAUGUGCUGGGGUUGAAGGAUCUGGACCAAAGAGUACCAACGUGUCUCAGUCUUUGAAUGUGUGUUUUUACCUGAGCUGACUGAAUAAAUACAACUCUAAAACAAA
Molecule: messenger RNA, 2758 nt
Organism: Rhinichthys klamathensis goyatoka
Lineage: Eukaryota; Metazoa; Chordata; Actinopteri; Cypriniformes; Leuciscidae
Gene: pck2
Product: phosphoenolpyruvate carboxykinase 2 (mitochondrial)
Exons: 10
Coding region: 277-2187 (636 amino acids)
Biological process (GO): gluconeogenesis; cellular response to dexamethasone stimulus; propionate catabolic process
Cellular component (GO): mitochondrion; cytosol
Molecular function (GO): GTP binding; phosphoenolpyruvate carboxykinase (GTP) activity; manganese ion binding
Source: RefSeq, a predicted model, not a curated record